This is a messenger RNA of Girardinichthys multiradiatus, 11154 nucleotides long. Its product is annotated as trinucleotide repeat-containing gene 6A protein-like. Gene Ontology annotation, biological process: positive regulation of nuclear-transcribed mRNA poly(A) tail shortening; miRNA-mediated post-transcriptional gene silencing. Gene Ontology annotation, cellular component: nucleoplasm; P-body. Lineage: Eukaryota; Metazoa; Chordata; Actinopteri; Cyprinodontiformes; Goodeidae. Gene Ontology annotation, molecular function: nucleic acid binding. The coding region runs from base 787 to 6282 and encodes 1831 amino acids. The record is from RefSeq and is a predicted model, not a curated record. The transcript has 27 exons.
CUUACCAGAAAUUUGCAUUCCUUUUUAGUCUAGUUUGUCUCUCGAUACCAUUUGGCGACUUUUAAUUGUGUUUCACUUCUCAAUGAGAGGAAGUGGUUAUAUGUUUCCUGCCCCUCCUCCAGCACAACACACACACUUUGCCCGCUGAAGUAAACGCAGAGCUCGGAGGGGAAAGCAGAGCACAAGCGAGCUGCGAAAAAAUAAAAUGGCGAUCACGCAGGAUGUAUGCUUACCCUCGUAGAUGCUGCAAACGCGUUGAAUUUCUUUAGCCUUACAAUCGGCUUUCCUUUCCACUUUGUUGCACUUUAUUCUUCAAAGAGAGAUUUGGAAUCGAAAGCUGUUGCCACCAAAGAAACUGAAGCAUCUUAACAGGGAACGCACCCAUAGAGGGAAGAACAGUGGAUGGAAGAGAGAGAGAGAGACGGCUGGUUUGAAAAGGAAGGAAUCCAGUAAGAUACAGGACUGGACAAAAGUGCCACAGCAUACCUGGUCAAGACAGAGACCCUAAUCAAAACCGCAUUCCCCUCCCCAUCCAUAUACCCCCACCCCCCCCACAUACACACAGUCCCCAGCAAUGCCAAGGGGGGCUGAUCGGCCUGCUGCCUGCUCUGACAAGCUCUGCCUCAUCACCUCACACCCUUGAAACUGUGCUUAACCAAUCUUUGACCACUGACCUCCCCGUUGUCGACCUGGAAACCAAAGGUCGCCUGUUCUCCGCUGAAGUCGGGGACGCCCUCUUGUCCUGCCAGGAGCUGCAGCCACCAGUGACUUUCAAAGGUAAACGGCAUGGCUCCCAUUCGGGAUUCCGUCAGCCAUUCCCCUAAUCAAACAGGUUUGGAGCAUCCUGGCUUGGAUUCGCAGUAUGAGCCCUCCCCCUGGUCCACUAGCUCCCCGUGCAGCAGCGACAGUAACAGCAACUGGGGCAAAGUCCUAGUUGACGGACGUUCUGACAAAUCCAAUAACACUUGUUCACCCAGCUCCUCUGUCUGGCCUCCCUCCUCCUCUUCAUUUUCUUGCUCCUCAUCUUCCUCUGGCUGUGGUUCAGGGUCAGAUCCAGAAUUGGCAUCAGAAUGCAUGGAUGCAGAUUCUAGCUCUUCAGUUGGUUCAGAGAAGAACCUUGGCCUUGCUGCAGCUACAGUGAUGAUGAUGUCAGCCAACACUUCUUCCUCCGUGUCCUCUACAGCUUCUUCCCCCUCCUUUCUGACAUCCACCAGGAUGGUUGGUGUGAAUGCAGAUGGCAACAUUUGUCAGCUUGGAGGCAUAGGAACCUUAAGCAAUGCAAAUAAUGAAAAUAUCACCAGGUCUUCACACUACUCCAUGGCUGGGUCCAGCAGUAUUGGCAGCAAUAAUAUGAGUAACCACAACAACAAGCUAGUUGGCAGCAGUGGUGUAUGGGGCUCCCAGUCAGGCAACAACAUGAACACCAUUGGUGGAAGCAACUCUUAUAUAAAUGAAGGGUCAAACCCAAACAUUUUAAACCCAAAUGCCAACCAUGGUGCCUGGCCAGAGAAUCCAACCCUAAACCUGUUGUGCCAAGGCCAAAGGCCUUCGCAGGCUCAGGGGAUGACUUCCAAAUUGGGUGUGGUUCCUCAACAGGGGCCCUUAAUGGGCUGGGGUGGCAUGGCAGCUCCAGACAGCAGCAGUAUGAUGGAAGACACUGAGGUGAACAAUGGUACAUCGAGCAGCAAGGUGUUAGGAGGCAGCAACAGUGGAAAUGGUAGUCUGCAGCCUACCAACCUUAACACUGAACCCAAUGGACCAAAUAACACUAUCAUGAUGAAUACUACUACUACUAACACCACAAUGACCUCUAUUCCACCAGACUCUACCGCCUCACCCCUACUCAGCGAGGAUCGCUCCUGGGGCUCCAUUGGAGGAGGAAAUGGAGUGCCACAGGCCAAUGGAAACCCCUCAUUAGCUCCCCAGAACCCUCAAGAAGAAUCACUACUGGGUACUGGGGCUUUUGGUACGCCUUGGGGUGCAGCUACCUAUCCUGUAGACAAAGCCCCCCUUAAUGUAGACACUGUGAACCCCCAGAUCUCCUCUAGUGCUGCUUUUAAGAGUAAUAAUAACCACAAUAACACUGGGGCCCAACGGUGGGACCAAGGGCCCACCAAUACCCCAAACCAGCCUCAAAGUAAUUUGUCCUGGAGUGUUGGCUCUAAUCAAAUCCCAGGCCCUAUAGGCCAAGCGCCAGGAAAUGGAAAUCAAACUACUAUGGGCCCUCCAGCAGGGAUUCCUCACCCCUGGGGGAGCAGCGCAUCCUCUUCUUCCUCGUCAUCGUCUUCUUCCACCUCUAACAGCAAGAUGUCAAAUGGAGAGUGGGGAUCAGCAACUACUGGUAACAACAGUACAGAUGCAGGAAUUCAGAAAAGAAGUUCUCCCAACAAUGGGUGGAAAAGCCUUGAGGACGAUGCCAUGGGGAUGGGAGGAGCAGGCGGUGGAAGUCAUGGCCUAGGAGGCGUCACUGGAGGCCGGGGCCGCUCCGGAAGAAGUGAAGGAAGUUGCGAAAGCUCUGGUGGUCGAUCCAGUUCAGACAGAGACAUCAACCAGCCUAGAGGAGGAAACCGCAGGAAAGUUAACCAUACCACGUCAAUAAUAUCAGCCUCAACUCAGGCCGAUGUAGACCCAAGGGUUCUUUCCAACACUGGAUGGGGACAAACGCCCAUACGGCAGAACACCGCUUGGGAUGUCAAUUCUCCUAUAAAUAAUCAGGGUCCUAAAGGGGAUGACAGAAAGCAAAGCAGCAGAGGUUCCAACUGGGGCGCAGUAACAACGGCAGCUCCCUCCCAGACCUCUGGAGGUUGGGGAGUUGGGCCAAGCAGCUCAGGCCCUGAUAGUGGAGGUUCUGGCUGGGGAGAUCAGAAACAAACAUCCGGUUGGGACAGUAAAGGAGGAAGUGGCUGGGAUGAUGGAUCCAGUUACAAGGGUGGUAACAGCAGUAACACCUGGAACAACAACGUUAAAGAUGACAGGUCAAUGACAUGGACUAAUACACCCAAAAUGCAGCAUGGCUGGGGGACAAAUAGUGGAAACGGUAGUGAAGGAUGGGGCAGCAGUGACUGUACCAGAACAGGAGUCAGCAACCACUGUGGGGAACCUCAGAAAGGUGCCGGCUCAGUGGGCUGGGACAGCGACCGGUCCGGCUCUGGAUGUUGGAGUGAGCCGAGCCGAACCACCAACACCAGCAGCAGCAACACCUGGGUAGGCAGUGGAGGAUCAAAUACUCCUGACCAGAGCACUCCAAACCCUGGCUCCAACUGGGGAGACUCUGUACACAAACCCAACCCUCAAAGUAGCAGUCAAGGCUGGGGUGAGCCGGGGAAGAACAACCAUGGAGCUCAGAAUUGGGGGGAAUCCAACACUAAACCUUCUAAUGAAUGGGUUAAAGGUCCUGAAUCCAACAUAUCCAGGGGAAAUCCAGGUUCCAGCAAAUCCACAGGCUGGCUUGGAGGCCCAAUGCCUCCAGUAGGACUGAAGGAGGAAGUUGCAACUGGGUGGGAGGAGCCUUCUCCUGAGUCCAUCCGUCGGAGGAUGGAAAUCGAUGAUGGAACUGCAGCUUGGGGAGAUCCUGGUAAAUACAGCGGAGGCUCUGUCAAUAUGUGGAACAGGACGACACAGUCAGACCAGGAAGCCAUGGGCCCACCCUCUCAGAAUAAACCCCACCCUGCACACAACUCCAUGCCGCCUGUGCAGCAUCACAACCAAGACAAAACCUCUGGUUCAGGUUGGGGUGAGUCCUAUUCCAAGCAAAAGGAUUCUUCCUCCUGGGGGGAGCCUUCAGCUGGUCCACCUGUGACAGUGGACAAUGGGACAUCUGCCUGGGGGAAGCCCGUGGACACCUGCACUGGCUGGGAUGGACCAAGCAAGGACGUCAGAGAGUCUGGGUCAGGAUGGGGCAGCCAGCAUAAGUCUGGUCCUAAGCCCAUGGAGACGUGGGGUAGAGAGGACGUGUCCAAGGGCAACAGGUGGGAUCAGGAAGAGGAGGUAGAGAUUGGGAUGUGGAGCAACAACCAACAAGACAACAGAUCUCAUGACCAGAACACUUGGAACUACAAGCAAAAAGGUCCCAACAAGAUGAACAAACCAGUCAACAAACAAGACAAUCCUUGGAUGAAACCUUUCAUCAACCAGUUCAACAGCAUGUCCUUCUCUAGAGACUCUCCUGAUGAUUCUAUGAAGCCAGGAGCCGGCAUGGGGACGGACAAACGGAUGGACAUGAGCAGUAUGGGAGACUACAAUGGAGUCAUGGGGAAGAACCCGAUUUCUCGACACCAUGUCGUUGAGCGUCCUUACUUUGACAAGCUUUCUGCUUAUGAUAGCCCUGCUUCUGAUGAGUUCUCCUCCAAUCAAAGCAUGAGCCUUUCCUCUAGCAAUUCUGCUCAGCCUAUCCCCUGUUUCAACUCUGGACCAUUCCCUUCCCACUCUAGUUCUGGGGCUGCUCCGCAGAAUGUAAACCCAAUGUCGGGUGGCAGCAGCGUAGCACAGGGCCGAGGAGGCCCCCAGUCCCAACCUCAGCCCAAUCUUCGCAACCAAGUGCCUCCAACCAUCUUGCCCUCUCAGGUCCCUCCAUCUUUGUUGAAGUACCCAGGAGCUAAUGGUGGUUUGAACCCUCUGUUUGGUCAGCAGGUGGCUGUCCUCAACCAACUCUCCCAGCUCAACCAGAUACAGCGUCUUCUCCUUCAGCAUCAGCAACAGCAAAAAGUUCAAAGCCAGAGAGCCAUGCCUGUGGGUCGUCCGACUGAGCAGACGCGUCCUAUUGGUUCGUCUCCAUCAAUGAUGCAACCACCGAAGCACCUGGAUCCCUCCCUGUUGAAGCAGGCCUCGCAACUCAAAACAUACCCUGAUAGCUACUUGUCCCAAAAUACCCCUGACCUGCAGAAGGAUGCUUCCGCUAUCGGAUCCUUCAGCAACUUCUCAUUUGGCUUGAACUCUAAUCAGAAUGUAACCCUGGACAUGGGUGUUGGGGGUGGAAGUACUGGUGGAGGAGCUGUGAGCUACAAAGAGCCACCCCAGUCCAGACUGAAGAAACUUUGGGCUGCUGACACCCUGGAGCAGAACAGCAAACCUGGUGCUAUGUCGUCUGGACUCCGUCUGGACGACUCUCCCUUCUAUGAUUUCCUGUCUCCUGGCCCGUCACCCCUGAGUCCUCCUGGUCAAUCAAUGGGCUCAGUGGGUGAUGGCUGGCCACCCCAUGCCAACUCCCCCCCUCCCCAUGGAAAUACUGUCACUUGGCCCCCAGAGUUCCGGCCCGGGGAGCCUUGGAAAGGUUACCCCAACAUCGACCCUGAGACUGACCCUUAUGUGACCCCUGGUAGUGUCAUCAACAACCUUUCCAUCAACACCGUCCGCGACACAGACCUCCUUGGGGACAGGAACAUCGGGCCAUCCUCAUCACUGAACACCACGAUGCCUUCUAACAGUGCCUGGUCAUCCAUUCGUGCCUCCAGCCACAGCGGUUCCCUCACCAGUACAGCACAAAGCACUUCAGCUAGACCCAGUGAGUCAAAGUGGUCUCCUGGCGGCGGGUCUGUGUCCAACUCCUCUUUAGCCCAUGAGCUUUGGAAGGUCCCCCUGUCUUCUAAACCGCUGCCAGUAGCAGCCCCCUCCAGACCACCACCUGGCCUCACUAGCCAGAAGCCCAGCCCUGCCUCCUCUGACUGGGAUGGCUCUGCCCUGAGGCUUGGGGGCUGGACCUCUACUGAGUCUAGAUACACACCUGGCUCCAGUUGGGGUGACAGCAGCAGCUCAGGGAGAACCCAAUGGCUUGUUCUGAAAAAUCUCACUCCUCAGAUUGACGGCUCCACAUUGAGGACUCUGUGCAUGCAGCAUGGCCCUCUGAUCACAUUCCACCUCAACCUGCCACAUGGAAACGCCGUGGUUUGCUACAGCUCAAAGGAUGAAGCCGCCAAGGCCCAGAAGAGCCUGCACAUGUGUGUUUUGGGGAACACUACUAUACUGGCUGAGUUUGCCAGCGAGGAGGAAAUUAGCCGCUUCUUUGCACAAGGGCAGUCAUUGGCCACUCCUUCCUCUGGCUGGCAGGCCAUUGGUUCUUCUCAAAGCAGAAUGGAUCAGUCUCACCCCUUUCCCAGCCGCGCUUCUGAACCGAACCAGUGGAAAAGCGGCGACCUGCACAGAUCUUCUCUCUGGGGCGGGCCCAACUAUUCCAGUAGCCUGUGGGGAAACCCUGGCGGCAGUGAGCCAGGGAGGCUCAGCAGCCCCUCUUCAAUCAGCUCCUUCCUCCCAGUGGAUCACCUGACGGGGGCCGGAGGCUCCAUGUGAACUUCCUGUGUGUCAGACAGGCUGGAAGAAGGGUCAGUAGAGAAUUAUCAAUAAUCAGCUAAAGAAAAUGGAAAGUAAACAGUUAGAAAUGCAAUGGCACUAGUUGGACUCUUUCUCACUUACAAGAUAUUCAACAAAACGGGGUCUCCCCUGUGGAAUACAAGUUACGUUUCUCUUUCUGCACAUAUGUCCACUUUGUUUUAGCCCAAAAACAUAUCAGUCGGAAUACUUGAAUAAUGCAGGCCAAUUCUAUAAUGUGAACGGAUGGAUAUUUGCUUCCAGGUAGUGCUCUUUCAGACCGAAAAAAGCUUCAGUCAAGUUCAUUAUUAUUAUUAUUAUAUAUAUUUUGUUUCAUUCAUCAUGUUUAUUUGAAUUCCAACUCGUUUAUUUUCAACAAUUUCAUUUCAUUUCAUUUAGUUUUUUUUUUUUUUUUUUUUUGCAUUUUGUUUGCUGACAAUGUUGGAGAAUGAGCUUUUUUUUAACUUUGCACUGAAUGUGGUUUUUUUCUCAGUAUAUAUAAUCUGCAAUAUAGAGGGAGCAGCCAGUUUUUCCAGUGUAGCUGUUUACUCAUUGAGGUCCUUAUCGUACGUGUGUGCGCGCGCACGAGUACUUUGUGUGUAUAUGAUUGCAUUGUGAAUGAGUAUGUGUGCGCUCCUCUCUGCCUUGGCACGCCUACCUUACUGCGUUGUUGUGGAGUUCAAGAUCAACAGAUAGUUAAAAGAAUAAAACCUGACUUAGGAUGAUUAUCUGGUGAUAGAAAAAGUGACAUUUAAAAAGUAUUGCACCAAUUUUUGUUUUAAAACUAAAGAAAGUUGAGCUCUGCAGUGCAAAGGACUGUAGCCGCAGCUGGGACUAGCAAGCCCCUCCCGCUCCAAGAAAGUGGGCGGGGCCAAUCUAGCAAGCCCUCCCUGUUGCCCCCUAGCGGGGCAGGGAGGGAACAGCACUUUCAGAAUAGGCUUUCAAUGUUUUUGGAGGUGCCACACUGCAACCUCUUGUUUACAAGACUUAGGAGGCAGAACGUGUGUUCAUUCUUCAUUUUAAAGAGAAGAUAAACUAAAAUGAAAAUUACAAAAAAAAUUCAAAACCAAAAAAGUGUAUAUAAAAAUUAUAAAAAGAAAUAGAAAAAAAAACAACAACAAAAAAAACUCUUGAGGAUGAAGAUGUUGCGUUGUAACUCUGGGAAUUCGGAUCAGUGUUUUUUUUUUGGCCAUGGCGUUGGUUAUUUAAACUAUUCCUUUUGUCUCCUAAAUAACCUGCAAUGGUUCUCAGGAAAUCAAGCCAAUUCCCCCCUUGCCUAUUGUAGUUGAAUUUAAAACAAAAACAACAAAAAAACUACUACUCCUUGUAGGAAAGAAAAAUCCAACUUCUAGCACUGAAAACAAACUUUGUAAUGGUCUUUUUUUUUCUCUGCCAAAUAACUGCUUUAAAGCUGGAGAAGUUCACACACUGCUUUCAAUAUGCUGUCUUGUUUUGAGGGAGGUGGAGCAUUUUUCAGUAAAGGAAGUGGAAUGGACGGAGGAGAGACUGGAAAUUAUCCCAGCCCUCCCCCUCUCCCCCCUCCACUCCAUAGUUGUAAAAACUUUGGGGGACUGUUUUAAUCGUGAGUGUAAAAUGUUCUGUUUCGUCACUUUUAAAAACCAAGAGAAAAGGCAAGAUCUGUAUCUAUGCAUACUGUAGCCUCUCGCAUUCACAAGGCCUGCCGAGAGGUUUUCUUUUCAUUUUUGUUCCGUCUCUCAAAAAUGUUUAAAAGGUUUCAUUAAGUACGACUACAUGUUCUCUUUUUUUUUUUUUUUUUGGUUGUUUUUAAUCAUUGCCACAAAUGGUGUUUAAAAAAGAAAAACGUACACAUUUUGGUUGAAGAUAUUUUAACAGUGCAAAAGUCGUCCACAUUUCAUUGCCUUGAUCCUAAAUGUGUCCGAAGAUGCAACAAGUCAAGUGGCUUCUACCUGUUUACAAAUAGAAUAUGAUUGUAUUGUUGUACUGUUUUUAUUUGGUUUUUCUCUUCCCCUCCUUUGGGUCAGGGAAGGGUGGGGUACUCAUCUGAAGUUUCUGACGUCAUGAAUUUGUUUGUGUGUGAAAGAGAACAGUGUGAGUGUAAAUGUUGAUUAAAUAAAUACUUUGGUUAAUAUUAAAUUGACCUAUAUACCAGUGAUUGUUGAGUUACUACGAUGCACAAUGGAGCGCGACAAGCGAAAGCUUCAGAGCACGUUGGGCGAGAGAUCAGCAUUAGCGAAGCCAUGGACCUUAAUUUUCUUUUCUCGUGUCCUUUUUUUUUUCUUUUUUCCUCUUCCUGUGUUCAGCCUGUUAUGCGUGUGUGUUGGCGUGCACACAUUUAUUCCCCUCCCCCGACACCGAUAUAGGGUUUUUAAUUUAUUUCAGAAGUAAUACAAGCAUUGGCUUUGGUGCAUUUUUUUAUUUUCACCAUGAAUAUAUACAUAACAACUUUGAGGCGUAUGUAGUGAAUAAACCUUGAGUAUUAGCCAGACUUGACAGUGGUUUGUGUCAGUAUUGAACGCUCUCUACCAAAUAAUUCAGUCAUACAAAAUAUUAGUUUACCUAAUUCCACAUCUUUGCUUAAACUAUAUAUAUAUAUAUAUAAAAUAUAAAUAUAUAUCUUAUUUGUGUUUGCUUUUUGUCUUGAAGUUAUCAAAUGGAACAUCUGAACUGUUUUUGUUUUUUAAGUUAACUUAAGUUGACAGAUUAAACUGAGGAGCCUUGGAUUUUGCACUAGGGCGAAUUGGAGGAAAUGCCAGAGUCGGGGGUCAGACAUGUGGCGAGGAUUUAGUUUGGUGUCUUCAGGUGUUAAUCUAUUAACAGGGUAACUAUUGUGUGCGUGAGCUGCGACUAAAGAUGAUGCUGCCCAGUUUUUCCUUGCAAGAUUGUAGCUGAAACGGUUUUUUAAAAAAAAGGCUUAGCGAAGGUCCGGUUUGACUCCUCUGUCCCAUUCAGCGUCUUCAGCAAAGUCUCCUCUGCAUGGGAGAGAUCAACAUUUGCAGCUGCUCCUCGUGGUUGUUGGAUUGGGGGGGUUAAUGAGCAAGAAGGGUGUUCUGACCAUGUUUGGUGAUUAUGGCAGGAGAUGCUCCUGACUGAAAAUAGGUUUUCCUUUUAAGCUAAGCUCAGUUACAGGAGAGAGGAUCCAAAAACUGUCUGAAAAAGGAGCAAGUCAACCCGGAUCUGUCCAUAUUCACAUUCUGCUAGUUCAAAAUCACUUUGUUCAUUCUGAUUUUUAGCAAUGUCCCUUUUUUUUUUUUCAGCGCUGAUUUAAGGGUGGUUUUGUCCUACUUUAGUAUCCUUACCUUAAACGUUAGUGGGACGACAACUGAUCUCUGAUCAGCCCAGGAGGUAGCAUUGCUGCUCUGUUAGAGAAGGGACAAGCAAUGUCUGUAAAAUGCUUGAGUAACAAUGUUAUUUUUAUUCCCAGCAGAGUUGUGCUAUAUUUCUGUCUUGUUAAAUCCACUGUUGGUAUGUGUGAAGACGCAUGUAUGUGUGAGUGAUCUUAUCAUGCCAAAUCAAAGAGGGAGGGGAGUUAGGGAAGGAAAGGGAUUGACUUAUAGUUGUUUUUUUUUUUUAGCUGUACAUGUGCAUAUGUGUAUUUAAAAAGCUGGACAAUGUUUAAAUGCUUGAAGAAAAAAAAAAUACAUUUGCAAAAGGAUGAUGUGAGGAAAACCACCAUGAGCAAUGUACAAUCCCCAAAGCUGCCAAGCAGCUUCAUGACAGGGCCAGAAGAGGGGAGGGGAGAAGGAAGGAGAUUGGUGGGAGAGGAGGGAGGUUUGCUGGUGAUACUCUACUACUUUUUGAAUAUUUAAAGUACAAAUAAUGUGACUCGUGUUUCUCUUAACUAUCCUGUGACUAAAUGCUACAUUAUAUUAUAAUACACACCCAACAGCUCCUACAGUCUAUCAAAAGUGCUAAGGCUAUUUUUUAUAUAGAAGAAAAAAACCAAUAUAAAAACUGUGAGAAUCUGCUGUCUUUGUUUUACACUUAGUAUGACCACACAUGUAGAAACCCUGAAAAGCUUUAGUCUAACCAGCACAAAAAUAUGGGUGGGAUGGGUUUAGGGUGGCGGGUGGGUUUUCAGGGCGGGUGUUCCUCAGAGAGACUAUGCAGUGGAGCGUUAAACCCAGGCUUCCAUGUCCACCUUGGGUUUUAUUGUUUUUUCUUUAAAUUAUAUUUUAAAAAAAAACAUAAAAUCGAAUUUAAAAAAAUUCCCUAGCCCUUUGUAGAAAAGCAGCUGAGAUGGGAUUCCCAAUAACGUUCCUCAAACACGUGCCAUCUUUGAAUUGUACUGCUUCUAAUAUUGUAAAAAACAAAAAAAAGAAAAAAACCCUGAUAAACCUUUAUUACCUAGCAGGCGUCGGCCCAGUUGUAGCAGGAGAGGACAGGUUAAGAUUUGCAAAAGUCCAUUUAUUUUCCCAGCUUGGCCGGUGAAACUGCAAAUUUUACAAUGACCACAAGGCUUUUUAUAUAGAUUCUAUCAAUCCACAGUGUGUAGUUGGAUCACCUUUAAAACCUAUUAUGCACAUUGCUUUGGGGAGACUGUUGAAACUAUAUAUAAUAUAUAUGAAAAUAUAAUCGUACACAGUGUCUAUAAUCAUUGAGAGGACGCCAUCCUUUCCAACACCACGAACAGGAAGUACCUUGUUUUUCAUUUUCCAAAUGUCUUCCUCGGCUCAUCAAAGGAUUUUAACUUCUGUGGAAUCUGCACUUUUUGAAGGACAAUCUUUAAUUGUAUGGGUAUAAAUUGACAGAAAAAAAAAAACGAAGUCGCCUGAUAUUACAUGGUAUAGAAAACCAACUCCAGUGUGCUCUAAUAAUGAAUGUCUCCUCUAUAUGUUUGGGUUCAUUUAAUCUUUUUAUCCUCCUUCCUUUCUU